AUAGUAUUUUUUCACAGCUGAUCAGUAGAGUCAAAGAAAGCCUUCAUCUGUGCUGCCCCCACCUCAUCAGAAACCCAAACAGCACCCCGUCCGCCAGCGCGAGGUCUUCUGCUGUUAUCACAGGUAUUCCAUCGUCUUUGGGCGACACCCUCGUCUGUUGCAGAAUCUCUGCCGAGAGCAUCUCCAGCAUCCUGUAGAGAACCACUUCCACUCCCUCAACGCCGUCCACGCCCUUCUUCAGCCUCCUUGCUAGGCCUUCCACGUGCCCAUACAUUGAGUAAAACAUAAUGAAGAUCCUCAGCCUCGUAGCAGCGGCAGCCACCCCAUUCGACGACGCUUGGCCGUUUUUGGUGGUGUCAUCUGUGGAAAAAUUGAAAGAGACGGUUUAAUUGGGAUUGCUGCAACAUCUUCUUUCAAGUGAAAGAGAGGGUUUGGGUGUAGAACAGUUUUAGAAUUUGAAUUGAAAAUUGAAAUUUUUUAAAAUCAAUCUGAAGUCGCGCAAUCAUCCAAUCAAAAAGCUAGCAUUUCCGCUUUCUCCAGCUAAAUGGUGGUUUUGGGAUUGCUGCUCGAUUCACUCCAUUCAACCCACUGGACAAACAACUCCCCCAGGCACCUUACACCAGGUAAGAAGUUCUUGUUGAGGAUGGAGAUUGCUGAGGCCACUCUUGUCUUUGUUACAGCAAAAAGCCAAAAACAACAGGACCUUGCAACAGUGGAAAAAUGGCAGGGUUUUCCCCUCACGUGUUCCUUCUUCUCCGCGGAAUUUGAGGAUCUGCACUGUUUCAAUGAGUAAGGCUUCAAGUUACAUACCAGCUGCUCCAAUUUUUCUUCCUGAAGGACCUUGGAAGGAGAUUCCAGGAGGAGUUACUGCUGCAGAGGGAUUUAAAGCUGCCGGAAUGUAUGGAGGAUUACGUGCCAAAGGAGAAAAGCCCGACCUUUCACUUGUUACGUGUGACGUUGAUGCUAUAUCUGCAGGGUCAUUUACAACAAAUGUGGUUGCUGCUGCACCAGUAUUAUACUGCAAAAAGAUAUUAGAUAUUUCAAAAACUGCACGGGCUGUAAUAACUAAUGCAGGCCAAGCAAAUGCAGCUACGGGUGAAGCAGGUUAUCAGGACAUGUUAGAAUGUGUGGAAAGCCUUGCCAAGCUUCUGAAAGUGAAGCCAGAAGAAGUAUUAGUUGAAUCUACUGGUGUAAUUGGUCAAAGAAUAAAGAAGGGGGCAUUUUUAAGCUCACUUCCCACAUUAGUGGGUUCACUUUCAUCUUCAGUUGAAGGGGCAGAUGCUGCAGCAGUGGCAAUCACAACAACGGACCUUGUUAGCAAAAGCGUGGCAAUUGAGACUUUGGUUGGAGGGACUAAGGUAAGGGUUGGGGGAAUGGCAAAAGGCUCUGGGAUGAUCCAUCCAAAUAUGGCUACCAUGCUCGGGGUAAUAACAACUGAUGCCCGGGUAACCAGCGAUGUUUGGAGAAAGAUGGUGCAGGUUGCUGUGAACCGAAGUUUCAACCAGAUAACUGUAGAUGGAGAUACUAGUACUAAUGACACUAUUAUUGCUUUGGCUAGUGGGUUAUCUGGGUUGGGCUGUAUUUCUUCACUAGACAGUGAUGAGGCUACUCAACUUCAGGCAUGCCUAGAUGCGGUAAUGCAAGGUCUUGCCAAAUCAAUAGCUUGGGAUGGAGAGGGGGCAACGUGCCUCAUUGAGGUCAAUGUAGUGGGUGCAGAUAGUGAGGCUGAAGCUGCAAAAGUUGCUCGUUCUGUUGCAGCAUCUUCACUUGUAAAG
Messenger RNA from Arachis ipaensis, 1775 nucleotides. NCBI's taxonomy places the organism in Eukaryota, Viridiplantae, Streptophyta, Magnoliopsida, Fabales, Fabaceae. The record is from RefSeq and is a predicted model, not a curated record.